GUCCAGGGGAGGCCCCCGGCGGCUGGAGCGCGGCGGAGGCAGGCGCAGAGGCCGGAGGGAGAGGAGGCGAGGGGCGGCCCGAGCGCGGGGAGGGAGCGAGGCGAGCGGUCAUGUGCCCGUGCCCCCUGCACCGCGGCCGCGGUCCCCCGGCCGUGUGCGCCUGCAGCGCGGGCCGCCUGGGUCUGCGCUCGUCCGCGGCGCAGCUCACCGCCGCCCGGCUCAAGGCGCUCGGCGACGAGCUGCACCAGCGCACCAUGUGGCGGCGCCGCGCGCGGAGCCGGAGGGCGCCGGCGCCCGGCGCGCUCCCCACCUACUGGCCCUGGCUGUGCGCGGCCGCGCAGGUGGCGGCGCUGGCGGCCUGGCUCCUCGGCAGGCGGAACUUGUAGGAACGCGGGGCUUCUUGGUGGGGCCGGAGCCGAGACCCAGCCGGAGCAAGCAACAGGUUGGUGAAAACCCUGUGUCCUUGGAGAAAGCUGGUUGCCGUUUUCCCGAGGGGGAGCCCAGAGCUUGAAAGGCGGCGGUUGGCACUUCGAGAAGGAAGUGGAGAAUAAAGACAGCGCCUGGAGCACUGGAGCAAAGCGGAAUGGGACUGGGGAAGCCCUCUGGAUACCCAGCUGCAGAAACAAACACCCCGAUGCUAUUUACAUACAGCUCGCUCUCUAUAUAUAAAAAAGAAAAUAUGAAUAUUGCUACUCAGUGCAUGCCUUGUUGAGGACGUGGUCCCCUCCCUUCUCUGCACCUCCCGAUGUGAACUUGACUCUUUCAUGCCUGGGGCACCAGAAGAGAGAUGCCUACCGCCUACUGAGAAAAGUCACCGAGACUGGUGGGAAUUAGCCUCAGAGCCGACCAACCACCUGGGGAGGGAUGCUGGCGGAGUGAGAGGUGAAAGGGCAAAGGGCAAAAUAGAAAAAAAAAAAAGUGAGGAGGACUCGCUGGAGGCCAGUGUGCAGGGGCAGUCUGGGAUACUUCUGUUUCCAAGUCGUGACCAGUCCCAGCCUCUCUCUCUAUCCCUGAGAUAGACAGCUAGUCCCAGUGUCCCAUCAGGACAAAUUGGAUUCCCCCCUGCCAAUCUGCUGUUUCUGGUGCUUCACGUCAACUUUGCUGGUGCUAAGCGUGUUUUUGCUGGUGCUGCUUUGGCAUUCUGUUGCCAGACCUGCGAGGCCAGGGGACAAGAGGGAUUUCAGUUUGCUGUUUCAAAUUCUUUUUUUCUAAAGGGACAAGGGGAAAGUGCUACUGGAGAGUCUCUUCUCUUUAUAUGGGGACGAAUGUCCAGAGGUGUGUGGGAGAAAACCUUGAGGUCCGGGCGGGAGGAAGGGCGUGAUGACUAUGAGGUGGAACACUGACCUCAUAUAUGACUUGUUUGCUGUCUCUUCCACCCCCUGAAAAAGUAUCCUGGGAGUUCAGCCCACAGCCUCCUCUAUUCCCCGAGGGAAUUUCAGGGAUUAGGUUUUAUGGAUUAAAGAGCUAAGAAAUGGCUACGCUCUAGUCAAGGGUAAUUUAUAAGCAAGGUACGUUGGGGGAGGGCAUGGGUCAUUUAAAUGAAAUGCACCAGCAUCUCACUGACAGAGGGUCUCAUUGUAAGCACCUCCCCCAGUAAGCUCCUAUUUUCAGAACUUUCUAGAAGGGCUAAAAACAAAAAGAUGUGUGCUGGACUGAGACUUGGCUGCAAAGGUCAUUCUUCAGGGAAUGAUUAUUUUUUUUUGCUUUCAUUUUUAAAAAUCCAACAAAAACAGGUAUUAUUUCUCUGUGUGGAGUAUCACACUGCCAUUUUCAAAGCUGAGAUGGCGAGGGGCCAGGCUGCGGGUUGAGUCACUCCGCAAGGCUGGGUUUGCAGGUCACCACCCGGUACCCGUGGCCAGGGCGUCUCCUGGACUGGUGGAAGGCGCCCUUCUAGUUCCAAGAAGCGGCAGAGGGAUGGGCUGCUGUUAACACUGACAGGGGGCUGAGUGGGAAUCAUUCCCUACAGGCUGGGCUGAAAAUUUCCAGGUCCCUUAUGGGUGCAGCACUUGUUACUGCUGCAACCUGGGAGCUAUCUUUCUUAAAAAAAAAUCAUGCCUGAUGUUUUCAUAAAGUAACCCUUUAAAGAAAAAUGCAACGCAAACUGCUGAAGGUGAGGGCAACCUCCUGCCCCCCACCCCCAGACUCAUUUCCCUUCUUCACUGGAGUGUCCCCCGCCCCCCACUGUUAGGGUUACAGGGGAUGGGUGUGUAGGCAUGGUCUGUCUGCAGAGAGUAGCAGGCGACAUCUGCACCCCCCCCCACACUGCCCUGCCACCUACUUAGAGACGGCGAAUUAAUUAGAAGGAUAUGAAAUACAGCCUCUGCUUUUAUUUAGGCACCAGGGU
Molecule: messenger RNA, 2344 nt
Organism: Artibeus jamaicensis (Jamaican fruit-eating bat)
Lineage: Eukaryota; Metazoa; Chordata; Mammalia; Chiroptera; Phyllostomidae
Gene: HRK
Product: harakiri, BCL2 interacting protein
Exons: 2
Coding region: 111-386 (91 amino acids)
Biological process (GO): positive regulation of apoptotic process
Cellular component (GO): mitochondrion
Source: RefSeq, a predicted model, not a curated record